This is a messenger RNA of Raphanus sativus (radish), 1775 nucleotides long. Its product is annotated as probable protein phosphatase 2C 65. Gene Ontology annotation, biological process: protein dephosphorylation. The transcript has 5 exons. Gene Ontology annotation, molecular function: protein serine/threonine phosphatase activity. The record is from RefSeq and is a predicted model, not a curated record. Lineage: Eukaryota; Viridiplantae; Streptophyta; Magnoliopsida; Brassicales; Brassicaceae. The coding region runs from base 974 to 1369 and encodes 131 amino acids.
UUGCUGUACUUAUAUGAUCAUCUUGUGCUAUCCAAUGAAGUAAGAAGACGAGUUUUCUUGUUUUAUGGAGUUUUGUCUCUUGUUAGAUAUUUUGUACUCUGGAAGAAUAGUUUCAACAGAGUCAAGGCUGUCAAUGGAGCCUUGAAUCAGUGAUUUGGUUGAAGGAGAAGUUGGACUUAUUUCGCUCUGGAUUGUAAUUAAAGAGCUAACGGAGGAAAAUCAGCAAGGCCCGCCUCACAAGGCAGACGCCAUGGAAAAUGUAAUUUUCUGCAACUGUUUGAUUCUUCUACCCUGCUCUCCUGCCUUCAAUUACUACUUCCACAGGACCUAACUAUUAGACCCAGUGAAGCAAAGACUUCAAUGGCUACAGAGGGUUUGCUUAAUGGGACUGGGCUGCAGGUGAAGAAUCAACCGAAGCCCACUAAGCCCACUGCAGUUUCUGAGUUAGCCGUUAACACAAGCAUUGCGUGUAUCAGUCAAAGGAAGGACGUUCACUCUUGUCGUGACUUGAGUACGGAGAAGCCAGCUUGCUAUCCCACGCCAACUUGCUUCUCUGCUCUUAUCUUUAACAGGUUCUCUUGCCUAGAUGCUGGCGUAUGCUAACGUGAGCAUUACGUCAAGUAGUUCCCUUUGUCUCUUGUAUAUAAACAUUGCUUCUCUGUAAUAGGUUCUCAAGUUGAAUGAAAUACAAAGUAUAUUUUCAUCCUUUUCCAAUCUGUUGAGAUCUUCAUGGUAUCAGAGCUCAGCUAGUAGAUCUAUGGCAGACUCUCAAGAAUCUCUUGUUUCUCUUAGUAUCUCUCAUUGUGUUACCCUAAAGCUCUCUUCUUCAAACUAUCUUUUAUGGAAAACUCAGUUUGAGUCUUUGCUUCACUGGGUCUAAUACUAACCACACCUUCCGUUUCCGUAGGCGUUUUAUAUAUAAGAUUUUCCCUGUUUUUGGUUUCUUGUCGGGCACCAGCCUCUUGCAGUAUAAAUGGGGGUCUGUUGUAGCAAGGGCACAGGUACAAUUGUGGAGAAUGGCUCGGAUGAUGGUAAUGAACAUGGAGACGCAGAGGCUGCUGAUGUAAGGGACACAAAUGGUAGUGCCAUUAUAAGGUCCAACGGAUCAUCCAAACACGUUUCCAUGGCAAUCAAACAAGGCAAAAAAGAGAUAAAUCAAGACCCCAUGACAGUCUGGGAGAACUUUGGUGGGGAGGAAGAUAUGAUCUUCUGCGGUGUAUUUGACGGUCACGGCCCCAUGGGUCACAAGAUCUCUCGUCACAUAUGUGACAAUCUACCUUCAAGGGUCUAUAUCUAUGUCAGUAGAGAAGAUGAGUUUGUGGUUCUAGCCACCGAUGGGAUUUGGGAUGUUUUGUCAAACGAAUGGUGAAGAUUGUGGCUUCCUGCAAGGACAGGUCAGUGGCGGCAGAGACGUUGGUUCAGAGAGCAGCUCGGACAUGGAGAACGAAGUUUCCAUUCAGUAACAUGUGGACCACAAGAACAUUGCAUGUAGCGAAGUUAAGAAGCGUCAAAUAAAUUGAUACAAGACACAUAUCCAUGUACAAUCGAAAUUUAGUUGCGACUUUCUGGUUAAUGUACCUUGUCGAAUUUGGCAGUUUUUGAUUGGGUGGUGGACUUGGCUCUGGGGUCGGCGUCAUCAUCCUCCUAUCUCAAUCUUGUACCAAUAAUAGUAUAAUAAUACAAAUAAGUAAAUACUAGAUGAUAACCCGCGCCUUGCGCGGGGUGAACUUUUUUUUAAAUAUAUUGUAUCUAAAUAAAUAAUACAUUUUUUGUUA